GGGAUGGGCGGGAGCAGGUGUCGCGAGAGUUGGCGGCACGCCGCCCUGAGACUGUAAAUAACUAUGGCGAGCCCGGGCGCUGAGGCGGAGCAGGAGCCGCUGUUGGGCCACCGCACCCCCGGAAGCAGAGAUGUUGUAGAAACCGAAGAGCAUUAUAAAAGCCGAUGGAGAUCUAUUAGGAUUCUAUAUCUUACUAUGUUUCUCAGCAGUGUAGGGUUUUCUAUUGUGAUCAUGUCAAUAUGGCCAUAUCUCCAAAAGAUUGAUAAGACAGUCGAUGCAAGUUUUUUGGGCUGGGUUAUUGCUUCGUUUAGUCUUGGCCAAAUGGUAGCUUCACCUAUAUUUGGCUUAUGGUCUAAUCAUAGGCCAAGAAAAGAACCUCUCAUUGUCUCCAUCUUUAUUUCGGUGGCAGCCAACUGCCUUUAUGCAUAUGUCCACGUUCCAGCUUCUCAUAAUAAAUACUACAUGUUGGUUGCUCGUGGAUUGGUGGGAUUUGGAGCAGGAAAUGUAGCUGUUGUUAGAUCAUAUAUUGCUGGUGCUACUUCCCUUCAGGAAAGAACAAGUUCCAUGGCAAAUACAAGCACAUGUCAAGCAUUAGGCUUUAUUCUAGGUCCAGUUUUUCAGACUUGUUUUGCACUCAUUGGAGAAAAAGGUGUAACAUGGGAUGUGAUAAAGCUGCAGAUAAACAUGUACACAGCACCAGUUUUACUUGGCGCCUUCCUGGGAGUUUUAAAUAUUAUUCUGAUCCUUACUGUAUUAAGAGAACAUCGUGUGGAUGACUCAGGACAACAGUAUAAAAAUGUUAAUUUUGAAGAAGUAAAUACAGAUGAAGUUCAGUUUCCCCAAGGAAAUAUUGAUCAAGUUGCUGUUGUGGCCACCAAUAUUCUGUUCUUUGUGGUUCUAUUUAUCUUUGCCCUUUUUGAAACCAUCCUUACACCGUUAACUAUGGAUAUGUAUGCCUGGACUCAAGAACAAGCUGUAUUUUAUGAUGGAAUAAUACUUGCUGCCCUUGGAGUCGAGGCAGUUCUUGUUUUCAUGGGCGUUAAAAUACUUUCCAAGAAGAUUGGUGAGCGUGCUAUUCUCCUGGGAGGACUCAUCGUUGUGUGGAUUGGCUUCUUUAUCUUGUUACCUUGGGGAAAUCAGUAUCCCAAAAUUCAGUGGGAAGAUUUACAUAAUAACUCAAUCCCUAAUACCACAUUUGGGGAAAUUAUUAUUGGUCUUUGGAAAUCUCCCAGAGAAGAUCACAGUGAAGGACCAACUGGUUGUCCAAUUGAACAAGCGUGGUGCCUCUACACCCCAGUGAUCCACCUGGCCCAGUUCCUCAUAUCAGCUGUGCUUAUUGGGAUAGGCUAUCCAGCCUGCAAUGUCAUGUCCUAUACAUUAUAUUCAAAAAUUCUAGGACCAAAGCCUCAGGGUGUGUACAUGGGCUGGUUAACAGCUUCUGGCAGUGGAGCACGGAUUCUCGGGCCUGUAUUCAUCAGCCACGUGUAUAGUUACUGGGGACCACGAUGGGCAUUCAGCCUUGUAUGUGGGAUUGUCGUGCUCACCAUCACUCUCCUGGGAGUGGUUUACAAGAGACUCAUUGCGUUUUCUAUACGGUAUGGGAGGAUUCAAGAGAAAACUGGGUCAGAGUAGUAGAAAGUAAAUGCUGUAUGGUAUUUCCUAGUCUAAGACUCUGCUAAACACCUGCUGUGAGCCAGCCUCCAACAGUCAGGCUGCAGAUACUGCUUAUUUUGAGUAACAAGACCAGGUGUUGGAUAACAGGGAAUCUUACAGGUAACUGUGAAUAGUAGGAUAUAUAAAAGCAUUGUCUGUCAUAAUUUCUUUAUCUCAAAAAUGAAUUCUACUAAUACUUUUAUGGGCUUGCAUGAAUUCGUGAGUAAACAAUGGGCAAUAAAUGUGAAGUUAAAUUUAAUAAAAACUGCAUAGGUUUCAUUAAAAUAGUGAGAACCAGAAAGAGGGUUGUAUAUGAACUAGCUAUAGCAGAAUGAAGUUAUAUUCUCCUACCUAAAUAGGGGUAUUUUUAUUUUAUUUAAAAUACACUUUCUAUUAUCACGUUUCCAUGAUACAAAAAUCAAAACCCUUAAAAUUUCUAUUUAGCAUAACUACCAUCCUAUAUUGCCUUCCGUUAAGUCUUAAUUCCAAUACUGCACUUGAUUUCAGUUAUCUCACCCCUAAGUUAACAUGGGUAAGAAUAAUGUUGAUAUUUGACAAUAAAGAGGAUUAAGAGAUCAAGAUUUUACUACAUUUAGUAGAGCUAUUUUUUGCUUUCAAGUGCUAAUCAGUAAUUUAUUUAGAAACAUAAAGACAGACGUGUUAUUGCAUACCUAUUCUAAACAGUAAAUGAUUUCUUAAAAUCAUUAGUAUUUUUUAACUCCCUUAAACUCUGAAGAAAAGCUAUUUUUCCCAUCUCACACUAGUGGCAGGGAGGAACACAACAGUUUUCAGCUUGUCUAUGUAUAUGUAUAUUUAUUUAGAGCUGCUGAAUUUUUGUUGGAAUUUAAAUUUGGAUGGGUCCUAAUAGCUCCAAUCAGAAUAGUAAGUAUUUAAGGCAAAAUGACUUCAA
Lepus europaeus (European hare) is the source of this 2563-nucleotide messenger RNA. Its product is annotated as major facilitator superfamily domain-containing protein 8-like. NCBI's taxonomy places the organism in Eukaryota, Metazoa, Chordata, Mammalia, Lagomorpha, Leporidae. The record is from RefSeq and is a predicted model, not a curated record. Gene Ontology annotation, molecular function: transmembrane transporter activity. Gene Ontology annotation, cellular component: lysosomal membrane. Gene Ontology annotation, biological process: transmembrane transport.